AUGGCCACCCAGGCCCCGGCUCUCGGCGGCGCCAGCACCUCGUCCCCCUCGUCCGCAAAACCACCGCGGCACUCGCCCUGGGAUCCCUACACCCCGCUCCCGCCCAGCACAAAGCGCAGGCUCGACCCGCGUGAACAUGUCGCUCCCCGCCCCUACCUGCAAGAGCUCGACAUCCCCGCCGACGUCGCAGAAGAGCGCGUCGCCGGCAAGCUCCUCCAGCUCGACCUCCCCGAGGGCAAGGUGAGCGACCGCCGCAAGGCCGACCUCGCCAAGCGCGACCUCGAGAUCGAAAGGAAGCGCGCAAAGCGCCUGCGCGAGGGCGACUGCGGCCUGAGCGGGCGCAGGAAACGCGCAGCUCGAGGGACCGCCGCAGCCGGAUCUGUCAACUACGACGCCGUCCUCCCCGUUCACCACCUCUGGCUCGGCUACAUCUCCGAGCUGCUCGCCGUCCCUCUCGUCGUCCCCUCGCCAGCCUCGCCCUCACUCGCGCCCGACGCUGCAUCGACCGGCGCGCCCGAGCCCGACAUCACGUCGACUCUCCUUCCCACCUACCCGAGCCGGCACGCCGUCCCGACUCUGCCCCGAGACGAGCAGAUCAACGUCGUCAACCUGCACGCCAAGAUGGUCAAGGCCGACUUUACCGGCUGCUCGCUCAGCGUCAAGCGCGCCAAGAACCCGUCGCUCGUCGGCUUGCGAGGCCUCGUCCUGCAGGAGACGCACGGCACCUUCAAGCUCGUCACGCCGGGCUCGCAGGUCAAGGUCGUCGCCAAGCAGGGCUCGAUCUUCAACAUCGUCCUGCCCCUCGCGCCCACGGCCUCGAGCGCCGCAUCCCGCGAGCUCAGCUUUGACCUGUUCGGCGACUCGUUCGCGUACCGGCCCGCAGACCGUGUCGGCAAGCGGUGGAAGGCCGGGACGAGUGCGGGCGGCGUCGAGCUGGUGUAGCUCGGGGGCGAGGCUGUCCUGUCACGAGUUGGUCGACUUUCCUG
Rhodotorula graminis WP1 is the source of this 986-nucleotide messenger RNA. RefSeq lists its product as uncharacterized. NCBI's taxonomy places the organism in Eukaryota, Fungi, Basidiomycota, Microbotryomycetes, Sporidiobolales, Sporidiobolaceae. Gene Ontology annotation, molecular function: ribonuclease P RNA binding. The coding region runs from base 1 to 942 and encodes 313 amino acids. Gene Ontology annotation, cellular component: ribonuclease P complex; ribonuclease MRP complex. The record is from RefSeq and is a predicted model, not a curated record. The transcript is spliced from 5 exons. Gene Ontology annotation, biological process: rRNA processing; tRNA 5'-leader removal.